Molecule: messenger RNA, 1080 nt
Organism: Symbiodinium sp. CCMP2456
Lineage: Eukaryota; Dinophyceae; Suessiales; Symbiodiniaceae
Source: the annotation of a GenBank genome assembly
AUGGGAUCCUCUUCGAGUGCGCCGGCGGUGGAGUUCGGAAACAACGCGGGGAAGCCGAUCACAGCGUAUACGCUGAGCAAUGGUUCGAUGACGGUUCGGGUCCUUGACCUUGGCGCCACAGUCUCCUCUGUCCAGGUCCCGGACUCUGCAGGCAAGAUCAAAGAGGUUUGCCUGGGUUACGAUGACGGCGCGGCGUAUCUGGACUGGACUACAAACCCUUACUUCGGCGCUGUCGCUGGACGAUGUGCGAAUCGCAUUGCCAAAGGCAAGUUUACGCUCGAUGGCAAGGAUUAUCAGCUUGCGGCCAACAACGGUCCUAACCAUCUUCAUGGAGGCAACCAGGGCUUUGACAAGCUCAUGUGGACCUGCGACGCAUCGGAUGCGACGUCCAUUACGCUCUCCUUGCUCUCGCCUGACGGCGACGAGGGUUACCCGGGAAACCUCCGUGCCAGGGUGACUUAUUCGUUGCCGACGUCUAGCUCGUUGAAGAUGGAAUAUGAAGCGACGACAGAUGCGCCAACAUUGUGCAACCUGACGAACCACGCAUACUGGAACCUUGCUGAUGGUGGCACUGGCGUUCAGGAUGUUUGCAAUCAUGAGAUUCAGAUCUUUGCAGAUUUCUAUACGCCAGUGGACGAGACCUCCAUUCCCACCGGAGAGGUUCGGAGCGUUUCAGGGGCCAUGGACCUGCGCCAGAAGACUCGGAUCGGCACUCAGAUUCGGGCGGCUGACAACGGCCUUGGCUACGACCACAACUAUGUCUUGGGCCCCCCCAAGGAAUCGGGGCUUCGCCCAGCGGCGCGUGCUUGGGAUGCCAGCAGCGGCCGCUGGAUGUCCAUGAAGACGAACCAGCCGGGAGUGCAGUUUUACACCGGCAAUUACCUGAACGGCUUCGCAGGUCGCGCCGGAAAAGGUGCUUAUCACAAGCACCAUGGCUUUUGCCUCGAAGCGCAACAAUUUCCGGAUGCAGCCAACCGGCCUCACUUCCCUUCGGUCGUGUUACGACCAGGCGAAGUCUACCGACAGACCACGGUCUAUGAGUUUGGCUGCAGCGACUCUUUUCCGCAGGGUCCCAUUUGA